Messenger RNA from Cloeon dipterum, 866 nucleotides. RefSeq names its product ribonuclease P/MRP protein subunit POP5-like. Lineage: Eukaryota; Metazoa; Arthropoda; Insecta; Ephemeroptera; Baetidae. Gene Ontology annotation, cellular component: ribonuclease P complex. The record is from RefSeq and is a predicted model, not a curated record. Gene Ontology annotation, biological process: tRNA 5'-leader removal. Gene Ontology annotation, molecular function: ribonuclease P RNA binding. The transcript is spliced from 3 exons. The coding region runs from base 310 to 777 and encodes 155 amino acids.
UAUGCAGAUACGCUUAAUGCUUCCUGAAUGCUGCAUAAUCUGAUCUCAGCCAUAAAAAAGUAAAUUAUCAUACAUAGAUACCAUAAUUAUGCAUAUAAUAUAUUACUAUAGCUCCGAAUAGGGGCUGGACAUUAUAAAAACGGGAAACAGGCCAACGUAAAGCAAACAUCAUCAUCAGAUCUGUUCUUCUCCUUAUAUAAGUUCUUAAUCUUAAUAACAGAGGUGGGUUUCUAACUCCAAUUGGGAUGGCGCAAGACAAAAAUAAUGAACCUAUUCCACUUUAAUGAAAAACUAUAUUAACUCAUCAUCAUGGUGAGGUUUAAGAACCGAUACCUAGUCUUGGAAGUGGUUCCCGUGGAGUCAAAAAGCAAACUUAAGCCGCGGAUGAGAGCUCAAGCGCUGUAUUCCGCACUGAUGGAGAAAGUGGAGCUUCUGCAUGGAGAUUUUGGCGUGGCCGCCAUCCGGAAUGGUUUCCUUGCUAAAUAUUGCAGUGAAAGGACACAGAUAGCUUAUGUGAGGGUGCGCCACGGUCCUCACAAACUAGUGACAAGUGCAGUGCCCUUGGUAACGCAACUGGAAGGUGCGCAUGUGUCCCUGAAGACUAUUUACACUGGUGGCUCCGUAAUGCAGUGCAACAAGUUUCUCAGGGACUUCCACAUUAAGCAGCUGGAAGGCACUCUUCCUCUGGUUAAAGAUGAAGAGCAGCGCAAGAAAGUGCAGGAAGCUUUUCUAAGCUUUCGACAACUUGGGGAAGAACGGUCGAAUAUUAAUCAGUGACUUGUCUUUUUAAUUAAGCAAAAAAUAAACAUGUGCAAGUUUAAAUCAUCUUAAGGAAAAUACAGGUAUAUGAUGAUUCUAUAGCUUGA